Molecule: messenger RNA, 2538 nt
Organism: Betta splendens (Siamese fighting fish)
Lineage: Eukaryota; Metazoa; Chordata; Actinopteri; Anabantiformes; Osphronemidae
Gene: calhm3
Product: calcium homeostasis modulator 3
Exons: 5
Coding region: 296-1288 (330 amino acids)
Molecular function (GO): monoatomic cation channel activity
Source: RefSeq, a predicted model, not a curated record
UGUAGUGGAGAGAUGUGCAGUGAUUCUGAAUAUUCAGCACUGCAUUGUGUUGAUUUUCUCUUUGACCAUCAUAUGUUGUGUUAGCUUAUACUUCUGACCGCCCCGUGGGCUGGGGCCUCUUCCUGGUCCCGUAGCACUGAGGCAGGGUGUGUCCACUGAGCUCAGGUGUGGUCCUGCUUUGUCAGACUCUCCCUGCAUCACCGCUGAACACACUCCAGUAGGAUUAUAUGCCACGAAGGCUGGUGUUGCCAGAUAGUGGAGGAACUGGUUUGUAUUUCGAGCAUAUUGAUGAGCCAUGGAGCGUCUGAAGUUAGUCCUGCAAUACUUCCAGUCCAACUCAGAGUCCAUUUCCAAUGGAGUCUGUAUCAUCCUGGCUUUGGUCAGUGUCAAACUGUACACUAGCUUCGACUUUAACUGCCCUUGCCUUCCCCAGUACAACAAGCUGUACUCCCUGGGAGUGAUGAUAGUUCCGCCCAUCAUACUCUUUUUCCUCGGUGUCCUGGUCAAUAGACAUACAGGCAUCAUGAUGGACGAGUGGCUGAGGCCCAUUGGAAACAGAUCCAAAAAUCCUGCUGUGGUGAAGUAUCUGUUCUCAGCCAUGUUACAGAGGGCCCUGCUUGCCCCGAUGGUGUGGAUUCUGGUCACACUGCUGGAUGGGAAGAUCUUUAUUUGUGCUUUCAGCAUGAGUGUGGACCCCACACUCUUCUCAGGUUUGCCAAACAAUACAGGUCUAGAUGUAAUGAGGAUCAUGGCCAAAGUGCCCUGCAAAGAGGACGUCAUCUUUACCAACAGCUCCUUCCGCAAAGCUGUCUCUCGCUACGUCCGCUGCUACUCACAAGCAGUUGGCUGGUCUAUUCUCCUCCUCCUAAUUGCACUGGGAGCAAUGGGACGUCUCACCAAACCCUGCUUUGAAGACCACGGCACUUUCCUUCAGACUCGCUACUGGAGCAACUACCUGGAUGUGGAGCAGAAGCUCUUCGAUGAAACCUGUGUCCUGCAUGCCCGUGACUUUGCCAGGAAGUGUGUGGUGCAGUUUUUUGAGAAUAUGAGGGAGGACACCAUCCUCCAUCUGCCCCACCCGUCAUUCUUUACCAACUGCAAAGAGGAGUGGGAGGAUGAAGAGGAGGAGAGGCUUCAUGGAGUGACAAAGGAGGAGCAGAUGAACCAGCUCCUCACAGAGUGGUUCGACUGUAAACCGGAACUGGAUGUGACCAGGAUUGCUCAUAGACCCACAAUGUGUGUUACCUGGGAAGAUCGUGAGGGAAGGACUCUGUAUUCUGAUGUGUAAGGUCCAUGUUCACCAGCUCUGUCUCUGAUCAGCCUGGAAAUUCCCCGCAGAACAAGUAAUUGAAUUUAAAUUGAGAAAAGUUGAAGCUUUGAAGAAAGUGUGUGCAGGUAAUUGGUAAACGGUAAAAUGGUUUCAUUAACUACUCAUAAUUAACUAGUCAAAAGCAGAAAAGUGAUAUUUAGGCUAAAGAGUUAGAUUGGUGCUUUUAUUUUGAAAGGCGUUUAGGGAAAUGUGUGUCCAAAAUUGCUCAACUGGAAAAAGGGCUCAUUAAGAAGUUAUAAAUAACUAGACAAAAGCAGAAAUUGAAAAAGUUUAGAUUAGUGCUUUUCUUCUGAAAGGAUGUGGAGAAGGUGUGUGGGCAAUUGCUGAACUGUAAAAUAGCCUUAUCAAUUAGCAGUCAUUAACCAGUCAGCUAAUAAAUUAAAUUAGUGCUCUUAUUUUGAAAGGAUUUACAGGAAGCUUGUGUGGGUAAUUGUUAAAUUGUAAAAUUGUCUCCAGUCAUAAUAAACCAGUAAUUACAUUAUUGUAAAAUAGACGCAUUACCGAUUCACAAUUAACCAUUCUAAAUCAGAAAUUAUUCUAUUAAAGCUAAAAAUUUGGUUUGGUGCUUUUAUUUUGAAAGGAUGCAGAGAUAUGUGUGCUUUAGAGCUAACCUGUUGAAUAGUCUCAUUACUUGUCACAAUUAACCAUUCAAAAGCAGAAUUUAUGCUAUUAAAGCUAAAAAUUUGGAUUGGUGCAUCUUCCGUAAUAAUCAUGGCUAAUCAGGGAAAAAACUGCAGUUCAUAGAUCUUAUUCAAGUACGGUUUGGUAAAGAGUCACUGUGUUUUUCAACUGAAUUGUCAGCCAAGGUAAGUGCAUUAUCAAAUAAAUGCGCCUGUCAGUGGGGAAGACAUCAACUCUAUUCAGUCACUGCUGCCGUCUCCUCCCCAGUUCACACACCUAAAGUGCCCUAACCGCUGCCAAUAAAUGCGUUUCCAGAUUGACUGGCGAUGCCGCACUGGUUCCUCUCAGUUACAGCAGCUGUUUGAAGCAGGGAAAAGCGAGUUAGCUGUCCUUGUCGAUGCCUUGACAAUGUUUUAUCGUCUGUAAACGAUCUGAACAGUUUUUAUAGUUUUACAAGGCGUAAUAUGACACUUACGUUUGAUGUGUUUUUUUCCAUGGAAAACGUAGAUGUUACAGAUGAUCUAGAUCUAGACCAGGGGAUCACCCAGUCUUGGCGACCCAUGCACUAAAUAUGAUACGAUGUUAUG